Molecule: messenger RNA, 2478 nt
Organism: Branchiostoma belcheri (Belcher's lancelet)
Lineage: Eukaryota; Metazoa; Chordata; Leptocardii; Amphioxiformes; Branchiostomatidae
Product: mucin-21-like
Exons: 4
Coding region: 4-2478 (824 amino acids)
Source: RefSeq, a predicted model, not a curated record
ACAAUGAAUCAUCAAAAACCAAGGCACACCACGAUCACUGGAGAGACAGUGGAUGGUGGAAGUAUGGUCAACCUACCAAGUCAGGGGUCAUGGACAGAUUCUGGCAUUCAGUCCAUGGGACAACAUACUGACAACACUGGCAUCAGCACAGGUGUAAGUGGACCAUCAGGCAACACCAUGGGGGGUGCCCGGGAAGAGAGGGAGAGCAGUGGCCCACAAGAAAAGGAACCACAGCCUAUAGCUAACAUUGACACAUGUACAGAAGGAUCAAACAUUGAGACUGUGAACAGUUCAUCAGCCUAUCGUGCACUUAAAGCUACCAUGGGCAAUGUACAGAAGGAGGUUAAUCAGAUAUCACAGUUGUCAACUGAAGUAAACAACAUCAUUAACAUCACAUUCCAAGAGGGCAGCAGUAGUGAUGUGGACCUCACCCAAGUGUUUGAAAAUCUUAAGCUAAUAAUUCCUAAGGCAGUAAAGCUUGUGGAGAGUGGCCCAGAUAUCCAGAACAAUUUUCCAUUUUACAAAAUAGUCAACAGAGACACAACCAAAGCUGACAGGACUACCCAGCGGAACACUGUGGAUACAAAGCCCCCACCAGCUGAAACAGACUUGAAUCCCAAACAUGUACAGAGUACGACUAGUAAAGGGUCAAUUUCCCUCUUGACUUCAAAAUUGGCAUCCCUUUCUUUAGAUGAAACUAAGGGCCAGGCUGAAACCAAACCUCUGCAAGCCCAGGCUGAAGAGUCUAUACCAUCUGAGCUUCUUACAUGUACAUCCAGAACACCAUACAAUGAUGCAUUAUUAUCUACUCAACCACAAGACAGUCAAGAUACACAGCUCACAAACAAGCAAAGCGGCCACUUGACUGAGCCUGCAAAUUCUACAACUGCAGCUGCAACUUCAUCUGCACCUGUGUCAAAGUCUGGAGCCACUGCUGUCACUCAUGAUGAGACCCCACAAUUUUUGGCUGACAUUGAUGGAAUCACUUCACUCGAUGAGGAUUGUAUGUACGAGUCCGUUUCUGCACCAGCAACAGAAGCAGCAUGCCAACUGCGGAACAGCAGUGUCAGCACCGAGGGCCCCCAGCAGAUCAGCUGUACCAGCACCGAGGGUCCACUGCAGAGCAGCAGUGCCAGAACCAAGGGUCCUUUGCAGAACAGCAGUGCCAACACCGAGGGUCGUCAGCAGAACAGCAGUGCCAACACCGAGGGUCGUCAGCAGAACAGCAGUGCCAGCACUGAGGGUCAUCAGCAGAACAGCAGUGCCAGCACUGAGGGUCAUCAGCAGAACAGCAGUUCCAGCACUGAGGGUCAUCAGCAGAACAGCAGUGCCAGCACUGAGGGUCCUCUGCAGAACAGCAGUGCCAGCACCAAGGGUCCUCAGCAGAACUGCAGUGCCAGCACUGAAGGUCCUCAGCAGAACAGCAGUGCCAGCACUGAGGGUCCACUGCAGAACAGCAGUGCCAGCACUGAGGGUUCUCAGCAGAAUAGUGGUGCCAGCACCGUGGGUCCUCUGCAGAACAGCAGUGCCAGCACUGAAGGUCCUCAGCAGAACAGCAGUGCCAGCACCGAGGGUCCACUGCAGAACAGCAGUGACAGCACCGAGGGUCCUCAGCAGAACAACAGUGCCAACACUGAGGGUCCACUGCAGAACAACAGUGCCAGCACUGAGGGUCCACUGCAGAACAGCAGUGCCAGCACCAAGGGUCCUUUGCAGAACAACAGUGCCAACACUGAAGGUCCUCUGCAGAAGAGCAGUGCCAGCACCGAGGGUCCUUUGCAGAACAACAGUGCCAGCACUGAGGGUCCACUGCAGAACAGCAGUGCCAGCACCAAGGGUCCUUUGCAGAACAACAGUGCCAGCACCGAGGGUCCUUUGCAGAACAACAGUGCCAGCACUGAGAGUUCUCUGCAAAACAGCAGUGUCAGCACUGAAGGUCCUCAGCAGAACAGCAGUGCCAGCACCGUGGGUCCUCUGCAGAACAGCAGUGCCAACACUGAAGGUCCUCAGCAGAACAGCAGUGCCAACACUGAGGGUCGUCAGCAGAACAACAGUGGUGCCAGCACCGUGGGUCCUCUGCAGAACAGCAGUGCCAACACUGAGAGUUCUCUGCAAAACAGCAGUGCCAGCACUGAGGGUUCUCAGCAGAAUAGUGGUGCCAGCACCUUGGGUCCACUGCAGAACAGCAGUGCCAGCACUGAAGGUCCUCUGCAGAACAGCAGUGCCAGCACUGAAGGUCCUCUGCAGAACAGCAGUGCCAGCACUGAAGGUCCUCUGCAGAAUAGUGGUGCCAGCACCGUGGGUCCUCUGCAGAACAGCAGUGCCAGCACUGAGAGUUCUCUGCAAAACAGCAGUGCCAGCACUGAAGGUCCACUGCAGAACAGCAGUGCCAACACUGAGAGUUCUCUGCAAAACAGCAGUGCCAGCACUGAGGGUUCUCAGCAGAAUAGUGGUGCCAGCACCCAGUGCCAGCACUGA